Messenger RNA from Cantharellus anzutake, 3024 nucleotides. RefSeq names its product WD40-repeat-containing domain protein. Gene Ontology annotation, molecular function: protein binding. Lineage: Eukaryota; Fungi; Basidiomycota; Agaricomycetes; Cantharellales; Hydnaceae. The record is from RefSeq and is a predicted model, not a curated record. The transcript has 18 exons. The coding region runs from base 276 to 2873 and encodes 865 amino acids.
CGAACCCAACUUAGUAAGAUUUUGAAAUUGCAGUGUUCGCAGCGUGCGUCCACGAGCGACGACGAACUGGUCUACGGGGCCGAUUCGACUCGCUUUCUGAUUCUCCCCCUUUUUGCUCCCCCCAAUCCCACCUGUAAACAUUGGCGUCGCGGCCUUCCAAGUUCCAGCAGACCAGUUGCUUGGCGAGUCUUGCCAGCCGUACUCGAAGAGAGCAGGCCCUUUAUUCAACUCCCCUCUCGGAUCUGGCUCGGCGAACCCUGUAACCGCUGCCAUCCAUGAACAAGUUGCCUUCAAUGACUGAUACUACUGGUCCCAUCCAAGUCGGUGCACCGCGCGCCAGGCAUGAUAUUUUUAAUCUCACGUACUCGAGCCAGAGGCAGAGAGCCUUUGAGGGUUACGAGAGAAGAAUGAAGCAGCUACAGGAAGUAUUGAAAAAAUGGGUGGUCAUCAUCAGAGAGAUCAAUACGGAUAUAGUUUUGGCCGAUGCGAUUGAUAAAAUCCAGGACAGUUUACGUGGCGUUUCGGAUGCUAUGCGAAGAAUCGUUCGCCCGCUCUGGGGCGGCGCGACGCCUUCAGAAAUGAAAAUUGGUCAAAAAGACCAAUAUUUAUCUGACGCUCUUCCGGAAAUACUUGAAGGACUAGCGCAGGCCGUCGACGAGUUUAUCUCGGGUUUGAGUACUCUGCCAUUUUGGGGUCAUAUUAGACGUCGCGUCGUGGAGGAGGCGCAUCGGUCGCUACUCGACUUCAACCGAGACCUGUUGUAUUGGAGUAUCAACUUACGCCAGUUCUCUGGCGAUUUUUAUAAAAAUGCUAUCCGUCACCACGUAUCUACAGUGGCUGACCACAUGUCAGAUCAUUUUGACAACGUGACAAAAGCGCUCGAAGACUAUGGUCUGUACAUGAUCAAGUUUUACGAACGACGCCCAGCAUUUCAAAAUUUGUCAACAGUCGCCACCCUCUUCGCUGGAGUGUCUGCAUCCAGCAUCCAGUUUAGUUACGAUGGCCACCGCGAGUCAACAUUUCAAGCUGUCGAGUUUUUGUGGAUACUUUCGCUUUGCUUUUCUAUUGCCAGUGCCAUCGGUAGUCAAGCGAGUUAUCAAUUGUCUUCGGCUGUGUACAUCAAAUCGGAUGCGAUACCCCCAAUGUGGGUCUCAGCAUGGAUUGUGACCGCCCCUUUUAUCUUCCUACUCAUAUCGGUGGGAUCGUUCGCUUUAGGCAUCGCCCUCUUCACAUUUUUGAAGUUUGACAAUGCUAGAUACGCUCCCGUCUUAGUAACCAUUGCUUUAGCAACAUGGGUCAUGGGGUCAAUCUGCGCGUAUAUGUGGUUCUUUAUCGAUCUGAAUCUUGGAUCUAUUGCAGAGAAGUGGGCCGGGGUACGCAGACGCACCCCAACACCGCUGAGACGCACCCAACAUGCACUUUUUAUCGGUCUCCAGGUGGACGAUAUAGAAAAGAAUCAUCUAGCUCACCCUAAUUCAUGGGAUUGGGUGGUACCCCCUGUAGCCAAUCAACCUCCCCCAAGACAGCCGAUCAGACGCGAGACCUUUGAACCUACACUGUGGGACCGCCUAGUACCCCUCCUGUGGAAGCUGGGCAGUGCACACCCUGAGCACAAACCAAAUGACAGAUUGCGGAGGCUCAUCAUGCGCGUAGUCGAGCAUAAUCGCACAUCAGGUCCUGGCCAUGACCGUGCUCGAAUUAGGCGGGAAAAUAAUUGGAGGAGGAUUGAUAGCAACAGGAUGGCGUUUUCUUCAGGGGGCUAUUUCGACGAAUGGACUGGGAUCCACGUUUCAGCUGUUCACGACAUCCAGUUCAGUGCGGAUGGGAAGUACAUGGCGACCUGUUCGCAAGAUCAAACAAUUGUCAUUUGGACUGUAGAUCCGUCCGACGGUGUCAAUGUUCUCUAUUCAUCACCACUGCCCCUUCUGAUUUCCCAGCUGCUUCGCCUCUCUUGGCACCCCAAAUACCCUUUAUUGGCGGUGAUGCCAGCCAGGAGUGAUACAUUGAUUAUCUGUGACAUCUCAGAUACCAAACCCACCAUUAGUCCUCUUAGGACUAGCUUCAGCGCUCCAGUGAGGGCUAUUGCUUGGAUGCCGAACAACAAACAUCUCGUUUAUGGUGAAGAUCAUCACAUCCGGUGUAUUAAUGCAAAAUGGGAUAACCCAUCCAAUGUACAGAAUGUCGAACAGGAUGUCGAAUGGGAUAUCGAACUUUCAUAUUCGCUUGACAAAGUUGCAAUAACCCCAGAUGGUACUAGGGCCAUCGUGAUUUGUAUGGUGGAUAAAGUGGAUAAAGUGGAUAUAAGGGGUACUGUGGAAAUCAAGCCAUCAAGAUCCCCUCCUGAACGAAGGAUCAUCUUAAUCAACAUAGAAGGACGACAGAUAAUUUUUGAGAUGCCAACCCUAAACCAAGUUCGCGGUUUAGAUAUAUCCUCUUAUGGAGCCUUGGUACUCGUCACGUAUGAGGGAAAGGCAUCUCCGCAGCUGUUCCGUAUUCACUCAGCAAAGCUCGUCCUUUUGCAAACAUACUGCUUGCCCGAAGAGGUGGAAUACUCAGGUUCUGGCCAGCUCGGUUUCCCCGACUGGACGUUUGGAGUGGACGGAUUACGCAAAGAUGACUGUGUUGUGAUAUCUGCUAACAAAAAAGGCACCAUAUUUAUUUGGGAUCGUGAAUCAUCCGACCUCUUAAACACCUUGGAAACACCCCUUGGCCGCGCUUCCAGUUUGACUGGGUUCGCAUGGAAUCAUGGGUCCAUUAAGAACCCAAUGAUCGCGGCUUCUUCGACAGAUGGGACCGUCUGGUUGUAUAACCGGCAAAGUUCGGACCCUGGCGCAGCCGACUGGCAGAGUACGAUUGCAAGCACCCACCCCUGAAAGCACGAUUCAUGGAAAACUCCAAAUGAGAUGACAUGUGUACAUAUGCAUUAUAUCAUGCUUGUACGCAUAAGUCUAACAAAGGUUGCUCACAAUGACCAACGCAGAGGCCUACAAUGGCCACAUUUAAAUGAUAGAUAUUGACUUACAC